Messenger RNA from Rhipicephalus sanguineus (brown dog tick), 1204 nucleotides. Its product is annotated as 3-alpha-hydroxysteroid sulfotransferase. Gene Ontology annotation, cellular component: cytoplasm. Lineage: Eukaryota; Metazoa; Arthropoda; Arachnida; Ixodida; Ixodidae. The transcript is spliced from 2 exons. Gene Ontology annotation, biological process: sulfation. Gene Ontology annotation, molecular function: sulfotransferase activity. The record is from RefSeq and is a predicted model, not a curated record. The coding region runs from base 103 to 1182 and encodes 359 amino acids.
UUAGCUCUAAGGACUUCCACGAAAAGUCAUUGCGCAAGGGUGCAUACGACGUCAGUGGCCGGCUCGCUCUCGCACGACUGACAACGCUCGCUGAAACGUUUGAUGUCAAAGGACACGACGCCUCUCUUUCUGUGCUACUGUGCAACGCCUGUUGAAGACCGAAGCCCACUUUUGUCCACUGAGCUCGCGCUUUCAAAUAAACAACAGGAGCACUUGGCGAAGAUGCAGAGGAGAAGGCCGGCCUGCCAAAUAAUAGAUGGAGUUCCGAGAUGCACUGUACUGAAUCCCGACAGAUUAAGAGAAGCACUGAACUUCAAGGCAAAGGAAGGAGACCUCGUGCAAAUAACAUUUCCAAAGAGCGGAACGCAUUGGCUGAUGUUCAUCACGCAACUGAUUCUCAGAGACGGACAACCGAUGACGAACUACCAAGAAUUUGCCAAAGAAUGGCGCUUCCUCGAGUACAUGGACGUCAAGGACUACAGCUCAUCUCUGCCUCUGAGGACAUUCGUUACGCACUUGGCGUUAGACAAGAGUACGAUGACCGAAGAAGGUAAGUACGUCUACCUCGCCCGCAAUCCGUGGGACGUCUGCGUGUCCUUCUACCUCAUGAUGAUCAACUGGAGCAAUUUCAAAUUUCAAGACGCAACGUUCGAAGAUUUUGUCGACACAUUUGUAAGUGGCAAUUUCGGCUACGGCGACUACUUCGAACACGUGGCAGCGGGCUACGCUCAUCGGGAGGAAGCGAACGUGCUCUUCUUGACUUACGAGGAACUCAAGGAGAACACCCGAGAGGUGGUGCUGAGGCUGGCGCAUUUGUUGGGAGAAGAGCACGGCCGUGCUCUGGAGAAAGACGAAGCGUUGCUCCAAAAAGUGCUGGAGCGAUCGAGGCCAGAAUACAUGCGCAACGUGGUGGUCGUGGAUUUGAGUGCCGGAGACAACCCCCAGUGGAACGAGGUGUUCUCGCGCGAGAGGAUCACCUGCAUCGAAGGCCACGAAGGAGAAAAGGACAAGUAUUCGUACGUAAGGAACGGCAAAGUUGGAAGCUGGAAGGAUUACUUCUCGCCCGCUCUGCUUCGAAAGAUGGAGCGCAGGAUUCUGGAGGCGGAGAAGCAAUCUUCCUUCAUGGACCUCUGGAAGGACAUCCGACUUGAAGCGAGGAAACGCAUGCAAGAUACCGAAUAAAGUGCCACAUACCCUACUGCUU